CUAAGAUAAGAUAACACGAAUCAAUUUCACCGAUGACAAUGUGACAAUUGUGUUAUGGCGAGUGUCAAGACGACAACGAUGUCAGCAUUUCUAGUCGCGAUAUACAUAGGGGUUUUCUGUAGCGCAUCAUCUAAUGCAGAGAAUAACGUUGAGUACGUCAUCGAAUGGAACACGAAUCAAAGAUAAGGACAUUCCACGUUUCCGAAAGUAUUUGUAUUGCGUGCAGACAUCAUUGGGGCAAUCAUGUUACGUAUGUUGAUGUGUCUGUUUUCCGGAUUAAAUUUAUCCAACUGCAUUGACCUUUUUGUUUGUCUAGACCUCGACAAUCAUACCAAUUGGCAAGCAAUCGGACCACACAUACAAGAAAUCAAGUAUGUACGUUCCUCAAACCGCUUUCGAGCCUCUGUGCAAUGUGAGCCCGGCUAUCAAGGUUUUGUGCUUUUUCAACAGAAAUAUAGCAAUCGUUUUCCAAUGGAUUGCAUAAAUGGGUCAUGGACGUUUGCUUCACCUUGCAUGGAAGUUGUUUGCCCAGACAUUUCCAACAAUGAUACAUGGAAAACAAACGGGGAAAAUAUACAACGCAUCGAAUAUUUGCCAAGUUCUUUGUCAACAGUGACUGCACACUGUCUGAAUGGAUAUGAAGCAAUUUCUCAUAAUAGUUCCAAUGAUCAUUUCUCGGUUAAAUGCGAGCAAGGUGUUUGGGUGGCCGAAGUAGCGGAAGGUGCAUGCCAAAAAAAAGAUUGUGGACCUCCUCUUGACUGGGCACACGGCACAUGCAUUGCGACCAACACAACGUACCAAUCUAUUGGACUGUGUUCCUGUAACACUGGAUACACUUUUACUGGACGAAAUAACAGCAUUGAAUGUCUUGCGAACGGAUCAUGGAGAGUUCCCGAUGGCAACUGCACUAUUAAAAAUUGUGGCAAUCCACUAGCUGAUCCAUAUCGCCACGAUGACACAUCAAACGGCACAGUUUUUUUGUCAACGGUAACAUUUUGGUGUAACGAAGGCUAUGAAUUGGUGGGAGCAAACACAUCUGUAUGUACGGAAUUGUCUAACUGGCGACCAGAUGUUCCAAAUUGCAAAAUAAAAGAUUGUGGACAUCCUCCUGAUUUAGCAUACGGCACAUGCAUUGCUAUCAACACUACAUUCAAAUCUAUUGUGCUGUGCUCCUGUAACACUGGAUACACUUUGACUGGACGAAAUAGCGGCAUUGAAUGUCUCGCGAACGGAUCAUGGAGAGGUCCCGAUGGUAGCUGCACUAUAAAAAACUGUGGCAAUCCAUUACCUGAUUCGAAUCGCCGUGAUGACAUUUCAAACGGCACAGUUUAUUUGUCAACGGUAUUUUUUUCGUGUAACGAUGGCUACGAGCUUGUUGGAGAAAACACAUCCCUCUGUACGGAUUUGUCCAAAUGGCAACCAGAAGUUCCUCGUUGCAAAAUAAAAGAUUGUGGACCUCCUCUUGACUGGGCACACGGCACAUGCAUUGCGACCAACACAACGUACAAAUCUAUUGGACUGUGCUCCUGUAACACUGGAUACACUUUUACUGGACGAAAUAACAGCAUUGAAUGUCUUGCGAACGGAUCAUGGAGAGUUCCCGAUGUCAACUGCACUAUAAAAAACUGUGGCAAUCCACUAGCUGAUCCACAUCGCCACGAUGACACAUCAAACGGCACAGUUUUUUUGUCAACGGUAACAUUUUGGUGUAACGAAGGCUAUAAAUUGGUGGGAGCAAACACAUCAGUAUGUACGGAAUUGUCUAAAUGGCGACCAGAUGUUCCAAAUUGCAAAAUAAAAGAUUGUGGACAUCCUCCUGAUUUAGCAUACGGCACAUGCAUUGCUAUCAACACUACAUUCAAAUCUAUUGUACUGUGCUCCUGUAACACUGGAUACACUUUUACUGGACAAAAUAGCGGCAUUGAAUGUCUCGCGAACGGAUCAUGGAGAGGUCCCGAUGGUAGCUGCACUAUAAAAAACUGUGGCAAUCCAUUACCUGAUUCGAAUCGCCGUGAUGACAUUUCAAACGGCACAGUUUAUUUGUCAACGGUAAUUUUUUCGUGUAACGAUGGCUACGAGCUUGUUGGAGAAAACACAUCCCUCUGUACGGAUUUGUCCAAAUGGCAACCAGAAGUUCCUCGUUGCAAAAUAAAAGAUUGUGGACCUCCUCUUGACUGGGCACACGGCACAUGCAUUGCGACCAACACAACGUACAAAUCUAUUGGACUGUGCUCCUGUAACACUGGAUACACUUUUACUGGACGAAAUAACAGCAUUGAAUGUCUUGCGAACGGAUCAUGGAUAGUUCCCGAUGGCAACUGCACUAUAAAAAACUGUGGCAAUCCACUAGCUGAUCCACAUCGCCACGAUGACACAUCAAACGGCACAGUUUUUUUGUCAACGGUAACAUUUUUGUGUAACGAUGGCUAUAAAUUGGUGGGAGCAAACACAUCAGUAUGUACGGAAUUGUCUAAAUGGCGACCAGAAGCUCCAAAUUGCAAAAUAAAAGGUGACAAUUUACAUUUCAUACACUGGACUAAAUAA
Molecule: messenger RNA, 2544 nt
Organism: Dreissena polymorpha
Lineage: Eukaryota; Metazoa; Mollusca; Bivalvia; Myida; Dreissenidae
Product: sushi, von Willebrand factor type A, EGF and pentraxin domain-containing protein 1-like
Exons: 14
Coding region: 244-2544 (766 amino acids)
Source: RefSeq, a predicted model, not a curated record